This is a messenger RNA of Aplysia californica (California sea hare), 931 nucleotides long. Its product is annotated as insulin-like 0. Gene Ontology annotation, cellular component: extracellular region. Gene Ontology annotation, molecular function: hormone activity. NCBI's taxonomy places the organism in Eukaryota, Metazoa, Mollusca, Gastropoda, Aplysiida, Aplysiidae. The record is from RefSeq and is marked provisional.
GGAACGUUUCAGGAGGAAGGAGGGGCUGAGGAACUGGAGCGUGAGUGCGUCGUUGCGAGUGUGUGUGUGCGCGUGCGGAGUCUCCUGUGAACGACAUCGGUACCGUGUCUGCUUCGUUUGUUGAUCGAAAGGGUGAGUACUGACUGACUGAUCCGGCAGAACACUCGCUGACUGAUCCGGCAGAACACUCGCUGACAGCUCGCUCUCCCUGUCUCUCCCGACGUGUCCUCUCGAAGUACAAAGUUGUCAAACUAAGCGAAACAGCGCAGUGUCGAACAGACGCACGUGAGAGUCCGUGACUUCUCACCUUUGUACAGAAUGCUCCACAAAAUCGCCCCUGCUCCCCCCAGCGUGCACGGCACCGGGUCAUCGACCAUCAGCGACCACAAUGACGUCACAGGCUUGAGGAAAGACAAUCUCGGAGGAGCGAGUUUAGCAGACAGCCACGCCCCCGUUGCCUCGGCAGCUGCCUAUGAUGGCUCCGGGGGUAGCCGCCAGCAGAACGAGGGAGGCGCUCGGCCCGAGCACAAGCUUUACUCCUCCUACUACUCGCCCUCAGCCCAAAUGGGAGGGUCAAAGGUCGCCGGGAGGUCACGGCGUGAGGUCAACUCUCGUAUUGUGGACGAGUGUUGUCUCCGGCCGUGCAACUUCGCCACGCUACAGAGCUACUGCGCCGAUCCGGACGAUCCCGUGGUGGAAAUUCCAGAGGAUGUACUGCGGCAGCGCCUCGGUUUCACCACACAGCGACCUGCAGGUCACGUGGGUCAGACCGGAAGACGGCGCCAGACGACAUCGAGGCCCUCGGCGGAAAUCAACACCGGUUCAGGUCAUCGGCGAUUGGGCUCGUUUUUCUGGUGGAGAUCGGGAAUCAACCUACCCGCAAACCGCUUGUAGAAUGAAUAGACUUUUAGUCCUCUCGCUCGUAAAUUGC